Cajanus cajan (pigeon pea) is the source of this 1065-nucleotide messenger RNA. Its product is annotated as Polynucleotidyl transferase, ribonuclease H-like superfamily protein. Lineage: Eukaryota; Viridiplantae; Streptophyta; Magnoliopsida; Fabales; Fabaceae. The record is from RefSeq and is a predicted model, not a curated record. Gene Ontology annotation, biological process: rRNA 5'-end processing.
ACGCUAUAUGAUGGGUGAAUAGAACAUAACUCGACCUCGUUGUUGAGUGCGACGCCGGUGCUGUACCGAACGAAGAGAUCUUCAACAGAUGAAAUGAGGUACAUAAAGCCCUUGCAAUUGUUUCGUGAUUUGAUGAAUACAACCCAAAACCAACGCGGAAGGUUGCUUGGUUUGGAUGUCGGGGAUAAAUAUGUUGGCCUUGCUCUUUCUGACUUUGAUAACAAAAUUGCUUCACCUUUCAGCGUUCUCGUCAGGAAGAAGACAAAUAUUUGUUUAAUGGCUUCUGAUUUUGAGAGUCUGAUCUCUAAAUAUUCCUUAAAGGGCUUUGUUAUUGGCAUCCCUUUUGACAAACAUCGGCUGUCUGCUGAUGCUGUGCAAGUGAAGCUCUUCAUUGAUCUCCUCUGUAGAACAAAAAUGCUUGAAGGUGUAAAGUAUACAUAUUGGAAUGAGUGCUUCACGUCAAAGAAUGUGGAAUUGCUGCUAAAGCCUUUGAACUUAAAUCAUCCAUCUCUGUCCAAGACUAUGCUAGACAAGUUUGCUGCAGUAGGAAUACUUCAGGGGUACCUGGAUUUUGUCAACAGGAAAACGAAGCUGAUAGAAAAGGAUUAAGGCGCUUUUAAUAAAGUUACUUUUCAAGCCUGCUAAUGUUUCUCUUUUCUGCAGGUGUUGGCAUGCAUUAAAAAUCACUGGAACCUCUAAAUUAAAGGUAUUAUAAGCACCAGAGUAGGUGAAGGGAAAAUUGACUGAAUGGGAGAUCAAACUACUAACAGCAACAACAUUUUCAUCUUUUGUAGACUUGACCUGGUGUCAGUUGAGAUGCAAGCUCUGUUCUGGCUAGAUUCAUUUAAUUCAAUUGUAGAUUGAAGACUUUGGUAAAACUAUUAGGGACAUGUGAGAAAUUAUCGCAUUAUGUAUAUGAUUUUGUAGAAGAAAGAAAAGAAGAGGCAGAAAAUACUCUCGAUUUUAAUUGAUUCAUUGAAAUAGACUAUCAGAAAAAUUCUAUAAGAGCAGAUGAGCAGGCAUCCAAUUAUUUCAUCAAUGGAACUGUUCGUUCUUUUUUUACAA